AUGGAAAUUGCCAACUAUUCCGACUGUCUGGAUCCUUCAUACAGCACACUGGGCUUUGACAAUGCUGAUGUACUCUAUGGAGGGGGAGAGAGCAUGCCGACAGAAUCCAGCCUAGCUUGUUCAAAUGGGCUCAACAGUAACUGUGCCAUCUGUGGGGACAAAGCCACGGGGAAACACUACGGUGCCUCAAGCUGUGACGGUUGCAAAGGUUUCUUCAGGCGCUCCAUACGCAAGAGCCAUGUCUACACCUGCAGGUUCAGCAGACAGUGCGUGGUUGACAAAGAUAAAAGAAACCAGUGUCGUUUCUGCAGACUCAACAAAUGCUUCCGAGCUGGCAUGAAAAAGGAAGCUGUGCAGAAUGAGAGGGAUCGGAUCAGCUCUAGAAGAAGUAUUCCAGACCCUCAAGAGCUUCCACCCAUCACAGUUCUGGCUCAAGCUGAAUCGUUAUCCCGACAGAUCAGCACUCCAGUUGGAAUAGAAGACAUACGAGACCAGAAAUCUGCCACUAUCGGGGAUGUGUGCGAUUCUAUGAGACAACAGCUACUGGUUUUGGUAGAAUGGGCCAAAUACAUUCCUUCAUUUGGAGAACUACCACUGGAUGACCAGGUUAGCUUGCUCAGGGCUCAUGCAGGUGAGCACCUCUUGCUGGGAGUGGCCAAAAGGUCAAUACCAUUCAAGGACGUCCUGCUUUUGGGAAAUGGCUGUGUGAUACACAGAAACACUCCAGAAUCUGAGAUCUGCCGGGUUGCAAACAGAGUUCUGGAUGAACUGGUCAGACCUUUUCAAGAUAUUCAAAUCGAUGACAAUGAGUACGCGGCACUCAAGGCCAUUGUCUUCUUUGAUCCUGAUGCAAAGUCAUUGCGGGACCCUUCUAAGAUCAAAGCUACACGUCUGCAAGUCCAGAUGAGUUUAGAAGACUACAUCAAUGACCGCCAGUAUGACUCGCGGGGUCGUUUUGGAGAGCUGUUACUCCUUCUUCCCACCCUGCAGAGCAUCACUUGGCAAAUGAUUGAACAGCUUCAGUUCAUCAAGCUCUGUGGUCUCGCCAAAAUAGACAACUUACUGCAUGAGAUGUUGCUGGGAGGAUUGACGUCUGAGAACACACACCUGCACCAUCCAGUGCACACACAGAUGACCCAGGACCCUUUGACUGGACAGACUCUCCUCAUCAGUACCAUGCCUUUUACACACACUCAGCAGAUAGCCUCACCAGACACCCCCAUCCCAUCACCUCCACAAGGUCAAGCCCCUGAGAUGUACAAAAAUUUUCCCCAGCCCAUUUGUCCUCCAGCCAGUCCUUCACCUUCUACGCAGACAGACUCCUGAUGGGACCGCUGUCUUAUAUUGCAUCAUGCCUUUAGGGUAACAAAAAUAGAACAGAGUUUAAAACAGUAGACUGUUCGCAAUUUUCUUUCUUUAUUUGUUAAUUGGAGGCCAUGUUGCAACAUUAACCUAAACAUUUUUGUAGAAUCAAGUAAAAAUAGGUCGGUCUACUGUUUUUUUAAGAUGAUUUAAGUAUACAGUGAUCCCUCGUUACUUCACGCUUCAAACUUCGCGCCCUCAAUCAAUGCCAUUUUUUUUUUUUCCACAUAAAUACAGGUAGUCCCCGGGUUACGAACGAGUUCAGUUCCUACACUUGCGACAUCACCCGAAUUUCCACGUAAAUCGGAAUGAGUGCUUUAAGUACCCCUAAAUCUCAAAAUAACUAUCCAAAAAUUCCAAACGUAUUGUAUUUUGUUUAAUGACGGAGGAUACACUGCCCUCUGGUGGCAGCGUAUAUCUGACAUGGAUAAAACAGCUGCGCUCUGGUUUGGCCCACAUAAGGCUGCAAGUUGUUUCAGCUAAUAUAAGUUCGUGUUUGCAUUUGUAAUUAAGUUUAGAGCUAUAAUUUGUGGAGUUAUGUGUGAGAAAUGAGAAUUGAAGAUACGUUAGCAUUCGUAGCAUUUAAGCUAGUGGACAUUUGUUAGGCAGAUUAGGCUAAUUUACAUAUAGAUCAGACUAAAUGGACAUUUGAACACCAUUUGUUUUGUGUUAAGGGUUUUGUUGUUAAAAUGCGUGUCAUUUUGAACAAGCGUACAUAUUUGUGUUACAACUUUACAAAUUGUCAAAAGUUAAGUAAAGUGCUUUAAAAAGCACAAAAAUUGCCUUGUUUGCUGUCUGUAAAGCUGAACACUUUCACCUUUAGUGAGGACAGAACACGUCAUAUUAAUAAAGUAAAAAAUAAGAUACUGUGAGGUACAACAAGGUACUGUUUAUGCAACCCAAAAAAACAACAACAGCAAAAAAAACAACUUGAGACAAAAUGGUGACGAGAGUCCGGCGUAGUGAAAUUGAAAGUCGAGUACGUCGUAACCUGGGGACUACCUGUACUGUAUUUAGUUUAUAAAUGUAAAGACAAAUGCAUGUAUACAUGUACAAGUCAUUGUUUUCUUUCAUAUAUAUUUCAUUUAUAUCAUAGUUAUUACAUUUGCAGUGCUUAAAAACCAUCUACAAAAAUAUACAUUUAAGUUUUUUUUUUUUUUUAUUAUUAUGCUUUGGGGAAAAAAGGGAAAACGUGUUUCAUUUCUAUCUCUUUCCAAUGUUUUUAAAUCUGAACAAAUACUUUGAACACACCCAAAAAAAGUAAAUAAGCUCCGCCUCUACUUUGCGGGAUUUCGAUUUUCGCAGGGAGUAGGAGAAGCCCGAAUUCCACCCCCCUCAACAGCGAAAAAUGAGGGAUCACUGUACUACCAAUAACUAAAAAGAAAAAUACUAUAUAAACUAAUAGGGCUUAAACUGUAUAUAUAAGUCAGUGUAAAAUAAUAAAUGCUUAAAAUAAUCAAUAUUUUCAGAUAUUUUAUAGGUUUUUUUUUUGUAAAUAUUUUAAUUAAAUUUCGCAGUUUAUGAAUGUGUUAAUGGAAAUGCUAAAAUCACUUAUAUUUACAUUGAAAUGAAAUGUAUAUUUCUUAGAAAGCAAUUAAUUUAUGUAUAUAUUUUGCAAAUUGAGAUGCCAAAAAAAAAAAAAAAAAAAAGCAUAACAACAGUUUAGGAAGGCCUACAAUCCACUAAACACUUUUUACAACCGUAUAAUAUUGUCAUACCUCGAGGUCUUUUCAACAUUUUGCUUGGAGUAUGAUGUACUAUGAUGCAGAUCAUAACAAUCUGCUGUCACAAUGAACAAAAUUCACCAUAAACCGAGCCAACAGUGUCAAAAUAUUAUUUUUGUAUAAAUAGAAUUUCAAAUGCAUUUCUUGUAUUAGAUGGCAUGUCUGCUUAAUCUCCAGGUUUGAUAUGUUCAUUAAUACAGUACUUCAAGUGUAUGUUUGACUUUUGUUCACUUUUAUAUUGAAAAAGAAGAAUUUGAAAGGGAAAAUGUAUGACAUCUGUUGCUCUCACAAGAA
Messenger RNA from Corythoichthys intestinalis (scribbled pipefish), 3380 nucleotides. It is a transcript of the gene hnf4g, whose product is annotated as hepatocyte nuclear factor 4, gamma. The coding region runs from base 1 to 1326 and encodes 441 amino acids. The transcript is spliced from 11 exons. Gene Ontology annotation, biological process: positive regulation of transcription by RNA polymerase II; anatomical structure development; cell differentiation. NCBI's taxonomy places the organism in Eukaryota, Metazoa, Chordata, Actinopteri, Syngnathiformes, Syngnathidae. Gene Ontology annotation, cellular component: nucleus. The record is from RefSeq and is a predicted model, not a curated record. Gene Ontology annotation, molecular function: zinc ion binding; nuclear steroid receptor activity; RNA polymerase II cis-regulatory region sequence-specific DNA binding.